Molecule: messenger RNA, 1209 nt
Organism: Morus notabilis
Lineage: Eukaryota; Viridiplantae; Streptophyta; Magnoliopsida; Rosales; Moraceae
Exons: 5
Coding region: 177-905 (242 amino acids)
Source: RefSeq, a predicted model, not a curated record
AGGGCUUUACAACUAGAAGCCCAUUCAUUCUGUCUCUCGCCGACCGCCGUCGCUCAGCAUUGUGUUGUUUGGUCCCUCUCGGCUCUCCCUCUCCCUCUGGAAGCUCUCGAUUUUCUGUGGCUUCUUCUCCAUUGAAAAGCAGAGCAGAGCUCUCUUUCGAAAGGUUUUCCACAAAGAUGAUAAAGCGGAGAUUCUACAAGCUUGAACAUGUCGACAGGAACAACGAGGCCUCUGAUUCUUCUUCUUCAUCGUCGUCGUCGUCUUCCUUCGCGGACUUCGAAGCUGAAGCGGAAGCCGGCGAUCAAGAAUUCGAAGGUGACUAUGGCAUUUCCGGUGCCGCCGACGGCGAACCUUGCUCCACCUCUUCUGGUUACGAAAGUGAGGAUAGCUCCGGCAAUGAGGUUGAUGUCGAUUCCUCCGGUCUUCCGAUAGAUGAAGAAGAUUCUGAAACUGGAAAGGAAAGGGAAAUUCCUAUUGAUGGCCAGUCCAAUAUGGAGGAAAAGGAAUUGCCAUCAGCAGAUUUUCCAGCAUGUAUCUUAAAGAGCAAAUCGGUUUUUAAGUGCAGGAUAUGCCCUCGAAUUGUCUGCUUGAAUGAGGAAACUUUGAGGGCUCAUCUUAAGUCCAAGAGGCAUGCUCGAUCAGAGAAAUUAUUGAAUGGUGGUAGGCUGAAGGCUACGCUCAAUAGUGAUGGGGAAAUCGACAACGAAGACACACCGGUAAAGCAGGAUGCUAAAAUAGCAGCUAAAUCACAGGACCCAAACAAGGUGAAAGGAGGCAGGCAGAGGCAACAUCGUCGAAGACAGAACAAGUUAAAAAAGAAGAAAGUUGGACAUGAGUCUGAUGUGGUAAAGACUAGGCCAACAAAAGAGAGCCCAGCCAAGAAAAGGCGUAAGCAUGACAAGUGAAGGAUCGUAUUUUGGUUGCUAUACAAGAAUAUGCAAAUAGGGAGAAAUGAAGGAAAAAAAGUGUUUGCCAACAUGUAUGAAGACAUGAAUCCUCUAAAAGAUUGUUUGUUGCUGAGAGUGAUGUGGUUAAAUGAUGACUUGAAAGUUCUUCCUUUCUGUUGUGUUGUUUUGUUGUUUUUCAAGUUUUUUGUCCCGUUGGGUUUUUCCUUCCAGAUGAAGGUACUGUGUUUCUUCUUUAUGCUGUUCCCUGAAUAGCAACAAUUUUGGUAUCAAUUUUGAUUGCUUGCUUUGGUUCCAACCAUUU